AUGGCAAAGAAACCUAACAUGGGUUGCCAAAAGAUCAAAUUGGCAAAAAUAGAGAUCAAGAAUCACCUACAAAUUACGUUCUCGAAACGUCGAACCGGGCUUUUCAAGAAGGCCAGUGAACUUUGUACUCUUUGUGGAGUUGAAAUUACCAUUAUAGUUUUCUCUCCAGCUGGAAAAGUAUUUUCUUUUGGAAACCCUAAUGUUGAAUCCAUACUGGAUAGGUUUUUCGACCGAAAUCCAUCACUAAAAUCUAGCACUCCAUUCCAACUUCUUGAUGCUCAUAGGGAUUCUUUUGUCCGUGAACUAAACUUGCAACUUAACCAAAUUCUUAACGAUAUCGAAGUUCAAAGAAAAAGGGGGGAAGCAUUAGAAAAUAUGAGUAAAAAUAGUCAUAUCCAGCACUGGUGGGAAGCUCCUGUAAAUGAAUCAGGGUUUUAUGAGCUUGAACGAUUAAGGGACGCCAUGGAAGAAUUAAACAAGAAUGCCACUAAUCAAGCUAAUAAACUUAUGUUCGAGGUAACGAAUUCGAUAGCGUUUUUCCACACAAAUAAUGUUGAAGUCUUUGAUCAAUAUGAGACAAAACGUACACAGCCACAGGUCAAUCGAGGGGAAAUAAAAUUAUUAUUAGAAGAAAUCGAAAACAUUCAGACACUAAGGAGUAGUUCUCUUCGUGUUUGA
Olea europaea var. sylvestris is the source of this 678-nucleotide messenger RNA. RefSeq names its product agamous-like MADS-box protein AGL61. Gene Ontology annotation, molecular function: DNA-binding transcription factor activity, RNA polymerase II-specific; protein dimerization activity; RNA polymerase II cis-regulatory region sequence-specific DNA binding. The record is from RefSeq and is a predicted model, not a curated record. Lineage: Eukaryota; Viridiplantae; Streptophyta; Magnoliopsida; Lamiales; Oleaceae. The coding region runs from base 1 to 678 and encodes 225 amino acids. Gene Ontology annotation, biological process: regulation of transcription by RNA polymerase II. The transcript has 2 exons.